Molecule: messenger RNA, 475 nt
Organism: Trichobilharzia szidati
Lineage: Eukaryota; Metazoa; Platyhelminthes; Trematoda; Strigeidida; Schistosomatidae
Source: the annotation of a GenBank genome assembly
CUUCUUUUUUACACAGUUGAAUAAUACGCAUCGAAAAUAAGCGAAGUGAAAUAGGAUAUUCUUUACUUUACAACCCCAUCACCACCACCACCCAUUCACCUGCUUGCAAAAGAAAAGUGAGAAGCAACAGUUACAGAUGGUCGAUUCUCAAACAGCUGCCGCGAAAAACUUGAAUGGCGUUACAUCACCCUUAAAACUUAAGAUUAAUCAUUGGUUUGCUGUCUCCUCAUGGAAAUGGUGUACAAAUGAUGAUGAUUGUGGGAUCUGUCGAAAUGCAUUUGAAACGUGUUGUGCUGACUGUAAACUUCCCGGUGACGACUGCCCACUUGUCUGGGGUCAAUGUAAUCAUUGUUUUCAUAUGCAUUGUAUUAUAAAAUGGUUGAAUAGUCAACAGAUGGCUCAACAGUGUCCAUUGUGUAGACAAGAUUGGCGAUUUCGAGAAUAAAACUUCAGUUGGCUUGUUGUUGUUGUUGUG